Messenger RNA from Pelobates fuscus (common spadefoot toad), 2035 nucleotides. RefSeq names its product serine/threonine-protein kinase 38. The coding region runs from base 146 to 1543 and encodes 465 amino acids. Lineage: Eukaryota; Metazoa; Chordata; Amphibia; Anura; Pelobatidae. Gene Ontology annotation, molecular function: ATP binding; protein serine/threonine kinase activity. The transcript has 14 exons. The record is from RefSeq and is a predicted model, not a curated record. Gene Ontology annotation, biological process: intracellular signal transduction; peptidyl-serine phosphorylation.
UGAUGUACUGUAACUUCUUUGAGGCUUGCCUGGUGACUGUUGGACAGGUAUUUCCUUGGGUUAUUUUCGCAUUGCUCGGACUGUGAGUGAGGGCACCGGGCGGCCUCUCGUCCCGUCCGACGGGCCGAGGACACAGCGGGAAGCAAUGGCAAUGACUGAACAGACCCCAUGCUUCCCUAUGAGCAAUCACACAAAGGAGCGAGUCACCAUGACUAAAAUGACAUUGGAAAACUUCUACAGUAACCUCAUCACCCAACACGAAGAACGGGAACUAAGGCAGAAGAGGCUAGAAAAAGUAAUGGAAGAGGAAGGCUUACGAGAUGAAGAGAAAAAAAUGCGAAGGUCAGCACAUGCACGAAAAGAGACUGAAUUUCUACGACUCAAAAGAACGAGGCUAGGACUGGAGGAUUUUGAGUCUCUUAAAGUGAUUGGCAGAGGAGCUUUUGGAGAGGUCAGACUGGUUCAAAAGAAAGACACUGGACAUGUAUAUGCAAUGAAAAUAUUACGUAAAUCGGACAUGCUGGAAAAAGAACAGGUUGGACACAUCCGAGCAGAGCGAGAUAUUCUAGUGGAAGCAGACAGUUUAUGGGUGGUGAAAAUGUUUUAUAGCUUUCAAGACAAGCUCAACCUUUAUCUUAUCAUGGAGUUUCUACCUGGAGGUGAUAUGAUGACAUUGUUAAUGAAGAAAGACACACUAACGGAAGAAGAAACUCAGUUUUAUAUAGCCGAGACUGUAUUGGCGAUUGAUUCUAUCCAUCAGCUGGGAUUUAUCCACAGGGACAUCAAACCAGAUAACCUAUUACUGGAUAGUAAGGGUCACGUAAAGCUAUCAGAUUUUGGGCUCUGUACGGGCCUUAAGAAGGCUCAUCGGACUGACUUUUACAGGAAUUUAAACCACAGCUUGCCAAGUGAUUUUAAUUUUCAAAACAUGAAUUCCAAGAGGAAAGCAGAAACAUGGAAAAGAAACAGACGUCAACUGGCAUUUUCUACAGUUGGAACACCAGACUACAUUGCACCGGAAGUUUUCUUGCAGACUGGUUACAAUAAACUGUGUGACUGGUGGUCAUUAGGGGUCAUCAUGUAUGAGAUGUUGAUUGGUUAUCCUCCUUUUUGUUCGGAGACACCACAAGAAACAUACAAAAAAGUAAUGAACUGGAAAGAGACAUUAACAUUCCCACCUGAAGUCCCUAUAUCCGAAAAAGCGAAGGAUCUUAUUUUACGUUUCUGCUGUGAAUGGGAGCAAAGAAUUGGUGCCCCAGGUGUAGAAGAGAUAAAGGCCAACCCUUUCUUUGAAGCUGUUGAUUGGGAACAUAUAAGGGAAAGACCAGCUGCAAUUCCUAUUGAAAUAAAAAGCAUUGACGACACUUCGAACUUUGAUGAAUUUCCAGAAUCUGAUAUUCUUAAACCCAUGGGUGUUGCAAGCAGCCAUCCUGAUACAGAUUUCAAAAACAAGGAUUGGGUCUUUAUUAACUACACAUAUAAACGUUUUGAAGGACUUACAGCUAGAGGAGCUCUUCCAACUUUUAUUAAACCGAGGAAAUGAAGCGUUUUCAAAGUGGGACUUUUUUUUGUUAUUAUUCUUUCAUUGCCCUGAACUUUUGGAGCAUGUGGGUGCUUUUAUACUAAGAAGGACACCAACAAGACACUCAAUCUAUCCCGAAUUUCUUAUUUUUAUAUUGUACGUUUCUGGGAAAACUGUCAUUUUCAUGGAACAAGGGAUUCAUCUUGCAAAAACAGACACGUGUCCCUUGAUAACACCUUUUUUCUUUUGACUGUUGAUCAUGCAAAAUGCACAAGUUUUUAGAUCAGUCUUGCAUCUGCUAGAGCUUUUUAUAGUAUUUGAGAAACUUUUCAGUUAUAUCUCCAAUUGCUUCCAUAGAUGAAUGUGAAAUAAUUUCACCAGGAUGGGAGAUUUCUCACGGAUCCUCUGCAAAAGGGUGUUUUGUGUGUGGGGGAAAAUGAGUGCUUUUUGAUUCUACUAUGAACAUUUAGCAUUACGAUACUAUUUAAUGCAUUAAAGAGUAGUAUGCCCUGA